This is a messenger RNA of Cebus imitator (Panamanian white-faced capuchin), 4998 nucleotides long. RefSeq names its product HEAT repeat containing 6 (gene HEATR6). NCBI's taxonomy places the organism in Eukaryota, Metazoa, Chordata, Mammalia, Primates, Cebidae. The transcript is spliced from 20 exons. The coding region runs from base 4 to 3552 and encodes 1182 amino acids. The record is from RefSeq and is a predicted model, not a curated record.
AAAAUGGCUGCUGUACAAGUUGCGGGUUCCGUGCCUUGCAGGCAGUCGCGGGAGGCGCCGCGGGAAGCAACCCCUGAACGAGGCAAUGGGUUCCGCCGUUUGUCUGCCAGGCUCUGCGCCUUGCGGCCGGAUGACAGCAGCUCCGCCCGCACCGAGAUCCACCUGCUCUUCGAUCAGCUCAUCUCCGAGAACUACACCGAGGGCAGCUGCGUGGCUCCAGAGGACGUUAGUGCUCUUCUUGUCCAAGCUUGCCAACUGGUGCCUCUUAAUCAGAAUCAUCUUGUCAGCAAAGUGUCCCAGCUUAUCCACCAUUUACUUAACAGAUUACAGGUAAUUGUUGACGAACAGCACUUGGAUUUCCUGUUGGCAUAUACUAUUUCGGCUGUUCAUCAGUGUAGUUCCUGGACAUACAUGGAAAUUCUUCAAGCCCUGGCAGCUCUGGUUUACUGCAAUGGCUCAAAAUGUCAAAAGUACCUCCCAGAGCUGCUAGGCAAGACCGGGCUCUUACUGAAGUUGAGUGACUCGGCUCAAUCUGAUCCUGAAGUCAGGAGAGCUGCAGUACAUUGUAUGGCAAACUUAUGUCUCAGUGUGCCAGGACAGCCGUAUUUGGAGGAGCCCUACCAAAAUAUCUGUUUCCAAGCUUUCCUGACUAUUUUACAAUCUCCAAAAUCGUCUGAUAUGGAUGAUAUCACAUUUUGCAUGUUGUUGCAAAAUGCAUUAAAAGGUAUACAGUCACUUCUAAAUGGUGGGAGAAUGAAACUAACACAGACUGAUGAACUCGGAGCACUUUUAGCUGUGCUAAAGAAAUCCAUGUUUCACGGACUCCCUGGACUAAACAUAGAGAUGCCCACGGUGUUAUACCCAACUCCACUUCCUCAGUAUGAUGGGCGAACACCUAUCAAACCACAGCAAUCAGAAUCCAGUACUUCUCGACCAACUUUGAAUAAAAAGAAAAAAUCCAAAGUAAAACCAAAGAAAAUCCAGCAAGGAGAGGAGGAGGAGGAAAAGGAAUCCAGUGGUGAAAUAGAGGCAGCCCCAGUCACUGGCACAGGCAGAGUGAACCUGCAUGAAGGGAACACUUGGUGUCCCUCCUCCCUGGGUGUCCAGAGUUUGCCUUUAGAUGGAAGUGGAGCUGCAGGAAAAGAUGGAGUCUCCUCACCCUUCAGUUCUUCCAGUUGGAAAAGGGUCAGCAGUAGUGAGUCAGACUAUUCUGAUGCUGAAGGAGGCAUGCAGAGUAAAAUGAGGUCUUACCAAGCCAAAGUUCGCCAAGGAGCCUUAGUUUGUUUUCUUUCUACUAUAAAAUCGAUAGAAAAGAAAGUUCUUUAUGGCUACUGGUCAGCCUUUAUUCCCGAUACGCCUGAACUUGGAAGCCCACAGUCAGUGUCCUUGAUGACUCUUACAUUAAAAGAUCCUUCUCCAAAGACACGUGCCUGUGCUCUGCAAGUUUUAUCUGCCAUCUUGGAAGGUUCAAAGCAGUUUCUUUCUGUUGCUGAAGAUACCAAUGACCACAGAAGGGCAUUUACUCCCUUCUCCGUAAUGAUCGCUUCCAGCAUUAGAGAGUUGCACAGAUGUCUUUUGUUAGCUUUGGUGGCAGAGUCAUCCUCACAGACCCUUACUCAGAUAAUUAAGUGCCUUGCAAAUUUAGUAUCAAAUGCACCUUAUAAUCGUCUAAAACUCAGCCUGCUGACCAAAGUCUGGAACCAGAUAAAGCCUUAUAUCCGCCACAAAGAUGUUAAUGUUCGUGUGUCCAGUCUCACACUCUUGGGAGCUAUAGUGUCCACCCAUGCACCUUUACCUGAAGUCCAGCUACUUCUGCAGCAGCCGUGUUCUUCUGGACUCAGUAAUAGCAAUUCAGCAACCCCUCACCUCAGCCCUCCUGAUUGGUGGAAGAAAGCCCCUGCAGGACCCUCUCUGGAAGAAACAUCAGUUAGCUCACCUAAGGGGUCUUCAGAGCCCUGCUGGCUUAUUCGACUCUGCAUUUCCACUGUCAUACUGCCCAAGGAGGAUUCCUGUUCAGGUAGCGAUGCUGGCUCUGCAGCAGGAAGCACCUACGAACCUUCCCCCAUGCGACUGGAGGCCUUGCAGGUAUUGGCUCUUCUGGCAAGGGGCUACUUUUCAAUGACUCAAGUCUACUUGAUGGAGCUUGGAGAGGUGAUUUGCAAGUGCAUGGGGGAAGCAGAUCCAUCCAUUCAGCUUCAUGGAGCAAAGCUUCUGGAAGAACUGGGCACAGGUUUAAUACAGCAGUAUAAACCGGAGUCUACCGUAGCACCUGAUCAGAGAAUACCAGUCUUCUUGGUGGUGAUGUUCUGGACUAUGAUGCUGAAUGGUCCUUUACCCAGAGCCCUGCAGAAUUCGGAGCACCCAACUCUCCAGGCGAGCGCCUGUGAUGCCCUGUCUUCCAUCUUGCCAGAGGCCUUCAGCAAUCUGCCGAAUGACAGGCAGAUCCUGUGCAUCACAGUGCUGCUCGGACUGAAUGACAGCAAGAAUCGCUUAGUGAAAGCUGCAACCUCGCGGGCCCUGGGAGUCUAUGUGCUUUUUCCCUGUCUCAGACAGGAUGUCAUAUUUGUUGCAGACACAGCAAACGCGAUAUUGAUGUCACUUGAAGACAAGUCUCUGAAUGUUCGGGCCAAAGCAGCCUGGUCCCUAGGCAACCUGACAGACACUCUGAUUGUCAACAUGGAAACACCAGACCCAAGUUUCCAGGAAGAGUUCUCUGGUCUUCUGCUCUUGAAAAUGUUACGAUCAGCUAUAGAAGCAUCCAAGGAUAAAGACAAGGUAAAAAGCAAUGCUGUCCGGGCCCUUGGAAAUUUGCUUCAUUUUCUGCAACGCUCUCAUGUAGAAAAACCCACAUUUGCAGAAAUCAUUGAGGAGUCUAUCCAGGCCCUAAUUUCCACUGUUCUAACAGAAGCUGCCAUGAAAGUCCGAUGGAAUGCUUGUUAUGCAAUGGGAAAUGUUUUUAAAAAUCCUGCCCUUCCAUUAGGAACAGCCCCAUGGACCUCCCAGGCCUACAACGCCCUGACAUCGGUCGUGACAUCGUGCAAGAACUUCAAAGUGCGCAUCAGAUCUGCUGCUGCCCUUUCCAUCCCGGGCAAGAGAGAGCAGUAUGGGUCUGUUGACCAGUAUGCUCGGAUCUGGAAUGCAUUGGUCACUGCCUUACAGAAGAGCGAAGACACCACAGACUUUUUGGAAUUCAAGUACUGUGCCAGCCUACGGACCCAAAUCUGCCAGGCACUGAUUCACCUCCUGAGUUUGGCCAGUUCCUCAGAUCUGCCUUGUAUCAAAGAAACCCUUGAACUGAAUGGGAAUAUGGUCCAAUCCUAUAUCCUACAGUUUUUAAAAUCAGGAGCAGAGGGAGAGGGCACCGGAGCACCCCCCAGCCUACAGGAAAGAGAUCAAAUGGUCAGGAUGGCCCUGAAGCACAUGGGCAAUGUCCAGGCACCGACUGGAGACACAGCCAGAGGGGCCAUCAUGGGCUUUUUAGAAGAGAUCCUGGCUGUUUGUUUUGACUCAUCUGGAUCACAAGGGGCACUCCCAGGGUUAACAAAUCAGUGAAGAUCCCACCAUACUUUAUAGAUGUCGAAGGUGGCAAUAGGAAGACCUGAGCUUGAGCAAAAGGUACGUGGGAUUUCAUCUUACGGGCAGAAACAAUCCAUUCACUGUUUAUUUAGAAUGACUUAGCAGUGAUUUAAAUUUUCACAGAGUGGCUCCGCAGCACUGGCCAUGGUCAGGCUUGUUGGAACCUUUGACCUGUGCAUCCAGGAGCCCAGGAGUCAGGUUGUAUUAUGGGCCAAGCAGACAGGGGGGCUUUGAGUGCAGUUAGUCUCAGAAAAAAAAAAAAAAAAGGUAGGAUUUAGGAAUUACAGUAUUGUAUAUUAUGUCUGUAAUUGUGUAAUAAACUAAAGAGAAAUAGUGUGACCACAAUCUCCUGUUGUUACCAAGUUGUAUUUCUAGAAAGCUGCAAGCAGAGCUGCAGUUCAGCCAGUUUGUACUGGCGCAGCCGUGCAGGAUACAAGGUUACUGACAGUUCCUCACAGUUGAUAAGGAGCUUCUGCUCUGAGCUUCUGGAGUGCCCGUGUUCCCGCUGAUGGCCUUCUCUGCCACACUUCCCCUCCCACAAUCCAAUAACCAGAGUUAACUCCCAGAAAGUAGGACCCUUUAGCCUAGGCCACAACAUCGACUUCCUAAAUUUCCUGAUGCCCUUUUGGAGAUUGUGAGCCCACACACUAAAUUAUGGUUGUUUCGCCACCUCUUAAUUUGUGCCUUUAAGAAAAGAUGAUCUGGUUAAUUUAGUUGGUUACAAAGAGGAGUUUCAAAUUAUAUUUUGAUAAUGCCCCCAAAAGUUAUGAAAGUAAUUUCUACUGAAUACAUAUAUUUAAAUUUUACUUUUCUCUAUUGAACACCUACAAUUUAUUGGAAUUGAUUUCAAUUAGGAAUGUAGGGAUAUAUAAGAACAAAUUAAAGUUUUCCAUACUUUGAUGUGGGACAAUUAAGAAGAUACAAAAAAUGGGUUUUGGUGAUAUUUAAUCAUCGUAUCUAGCUUAAAAUACAUGCUUAAAGGCAUGUGUCUUCCGUUUUUCUCCUUUGCCUUUUAGUUGCUCUUUUCCUGCCUCUGAUAUGUUGUUGGAGGCUCAGAAACUGCUCUCUGGGCAGUGAUGGGGGAACAGAGUAUUAAAGUUCACUAAAGGCUCAGUUUUCCAUUGAUAGAAUAUCAGUUUCCACAGAAUUAAGACUGUAAGCACAGCAAAGACACUGAAAUUGGAUGCCUUUAAAUUGCUUCUUUGGAGAUAACUCUGAACAUGAAGUGUUAUAGAGGGCCCAGGAAACUAAGUUGAGCCCGCCUGACCCUGUGAUGAGUCUUGGAACUUCCUUCUCUUGAAUACAUCGUAGUAGUAGCUUCUUGGCAUUUUCAGAAAAGGAAAAAUAUGGCAUAUAUAGCUUAUUACUAUGAUUCUUUGAGUUUUCUCAGGUGAGUUUUUUAUAAAACAUUUGUGAAGUGGC